Messenger RNA from Cetraspora pellucida, 816 nucleotides. The record is from the annotation of a GenBank genome assembly. NCBI's taxonomy places the organism in Eukaryota, Fungi, Glomeromycota, Glomeromycetes, Diversisporales, Gigasporaceae.
AUGAAGCCUACACUUCCGUUAAGUGUUAAAAAUAUGUGUAAAGAAUUUGUAACAAGUUUUUCUAAUCAUAAUUAUAGUGGAUUUUCAGAUAAGUUUAUUUAUAAUAAGACAUGGAAAGAAUCUGAAGAGGAAAUUUUAUUAGUCGUAAAUGACAUUUUUAGUACUAUAGAAGACGUGUGGAACAAUCCAGCUCUUAACUCUAAAACGGCUGAAGCAUUAAAUGAGGAAACUUACCAGUCUACUGUUAUUGUACCAUUUAUUCGAGCUGCACUAAAAAAUCUUCCCUUUAGAUCAUCUUCAUUUAUUAGCAUAUCGGAAAGAGAAAGUCUUGCUAGUGCGAAUAGAAAAGGAGAUGGUCAAGCGGGAAGACAUCCAGAUAUAAUGUUUAUUGUGAAACAUUUGGAUGUGCUCUUCAAAAUUAUGUAUGUCGAAUACUCGAGGUUGGUUUGUACAUCUCAAAAAAAGGAUGAUGAUGAUAUUAAGUUAUGGAGAGAGUGUAAUGAUGGUAUGUAUUAUACACGAAAGUUUCUUAAUCCAGAAAAAGACCAAUUUGGAAUCGUUAGGAUACAAAUAGCAAGAGAUACUUUACAUCUGAAUGUUCUUAUCAGGGAUAUGAUGAAUAUUUAUAAAUAUUAUAAUAUAGAAUUGGUAACAAUCCCUGUGCAAAAGUCAAAUAAGACCAUUGUAAUUAAAUUUGUAGAAGCUCUUCUCUUUUUACAUAACAUGAUAAUUACAAAUAAGUCUUUACUAUAUCAUGGAUCAGUGUGUAUAUCUGAAAGGCAAAAGGAAGGCAGUACGACUAUAGAUUCUGAAUAA